Zootoca vivipara (common lizard) is the source of this 7342-nucleotide messenger RNA. RefSeq names its product programmed cell death 4 (gene PDCD4). The record is from RefSeq and is a predicted model, not a curated record. Gene Ontology annotation, biological process: negative regulation of DNA-templated transcription. NCBI's taxonomy places the organism in Eukaryota, Metazoa, Chordata, Lepidosauria, Squamata, Lacertidae. Gene Ontology annotation, cellular component: nucleus; cytosol.
CAGUGGAAUGGUGUGCGCCUUGCUGCAGAUGCGCCUAGUUGCUUUAAGUAGGAUUGUGGUGGGUUAAAUGAAGUGCUGCUAUUACAUGUCAGUGGUCUUCUAUCGUUCGGUUUUUUGAAGGUUGCUGCUUUUGUGAUCUGUUCUGGCUACUACUUGGGCUUGUUUAGAUGCAUCUAGACUUCCCACCUAAUUUAAUGGAGGCUUCGAUAAACUUAUGCAGGGUGCCUUCUGAUUCAUUUUCAGUUAGGGGCUAGUGGUAUUGUGAAGUGCGUGGCGACGACAUUGGGGUUUAGAUGGCAUAAUUUGCAGGUACUGUAAAUCGAGAGAACCAGUAAACUCCCUAACUGGAGGUAGGACGCUGCGUAGCACAGUUGCAAUUGGCUAGUGCAACCUCUCUUCCAGAGACUUGCCAAUAGGUUUCGCUUAUCUUCAUUGCCUGAUUGGGAAGGAAUGUUUUCCCCAGGUCUGAUUGGCUAGCGACUUUGAUGGUGUUUUGCUUUUCCUGCAGCACGUGGCUUGGCAUUUGGUUUGCUGGAGUCAUGUGGUGCAGUGCUAUUUGCCUAGUUGGAGUGCGAUACUGUAUUUCUAAGAGAGCCUUUCUUUAUGCUUGGGUCACUUUGUGGUUAGAUGGCUUUGGAUUUGAACAAGGAAACUGACUAGAGAGUAGCAUUGGUUCUUUCAGACAGCAUGGUUUUGUGAUUCUUUGAGAAACAAUAAGCCAGGUUUCAGCUUCUCAUAAUUGCUCAGCUACUAAAUUACAAUUUAUCCCCACUUCUAUGGACACCUUGUGGGAACUAGGGUAGUGAAGUGUUUUAGGGCAAUGUGGAGACAGGUGUUUGAAAAUAUGCUUCUCCUGGAUCAUGACAGCAAUAUUCUUACCUCCUGAUUUUUCUUAAUUGUGAGACUUUCAUGAGUGAUACAAAUCUGUGCAUCAAUAGAAACUCAUUUUGCAGCAUUUUUUCCCUUUCUGGUUGCUCACUGCCACAGAAACUAGUGAUGGCCACAGACUUGAAGGAUAAGGCUACCAGUGGCUAUUGUAGGUGUAGGCUAGUGAAUACCAGUUUCAGUGAAUCACCUGAGACCGUGUUCAUGUCCUGCUUGUGGAAUUCCCAUCUUUAGUCUGACCCAGAAAGGCUUCUGCUUUUAGGAUAUAGUUCCAACCUGUGGUAUGGGUAAUGGAUUCUGCAAUACCCCUGUAUAAAAACAGGAGGGUGCAGCAGAGGUAGGGCAAUGUAUUUUAGUGCAAUCUCAUUUUAAAAAAAAUAUGCUAGCAGUUUAAAAAGCUCGGCACCAGUGGUUUAACAUAUCCCAUGUAGCAAUUAUUUUCUAUAGCUAGAGGAUUUGUGUGCUGUAAUGAUUUCAAGGAAUGGCUGGAUGUGAAGUGGCGGUGGGACAAUAUCAUUUUAUUUGUUGUUAGGGAGGAUAUCAACUUUUGGUUUGUGGGGAUUCUGCCUGGCAGAAGCAAAUUCUGGCAUCGUUGAAUCACAUGGUAAAUUUCUGCCUGUCAUAUAGCUCUUAAAGGCAAAGGAGGCCUGCAAGGUAAAACCUAGCAGUGCUUAGUUCUUGAAUGCUUAUAUACAGUAGGUUACAACUUAGGUGCUUGUGCUUCAAAACAUUUCAAAGACAAAUCAGGAAGUGGCUUGUGGAUCUCAAGCUGUUGUCGGUGUGCAUUUAUAAUUAAGCCAUUAGAGUAGCAUCAUUACCUCUUUCCAAACUACAUCUGGGAACCUGCAUAAACACAGAUAAAAUGUUAAUCAUGUACUUAUGCAGAUUCCCAGAUGUUUACAGUACAGGUUCGGUCUGCGUUGCAUGUUGACAUACAAACAAUUUCUGACUUGCGUUAAGAACCGGUAGUAACAAGACUAGCCUUUUAAUUCUUGUAUAGCUCUUAACUACCUGUACUUAAAUAAGUUUAUGUUGAAGCCUGUGCUAUUAUAGUUCAGAACCUUCUGCCCUGUACUGAAGGGGGUGCAUCUAUAGAGAGAUCAAUACAUUUGUUACAGAGGAGAAAUGCAGUCACAGACUGGGACUACUACACCAUAUAUAAUCUUACCCCUAAAAGAGCUCUAGGAUGUGGUAUCCUGGGAGAAUCAGUGAUGUAUAUCAGUUUGUCUUGCAAUGAAUAUCUAAGAGUAAUAAUAUUUAAUAACAUUUGCAUUAAGCCUUCUAAUUAAGUAUGGCUGUACAGCAUUCAGUGUUAUGCACAGUAUGUAAUUAAUAGGGAGGCUCUGAGUAUACUUUAAGAAAAUAAAUUAAGCUGUCUGUAAGGUCAAGAAAAGGUCUUUUUGAGAGGGUGGAGGUUGGUUAAUCAUAAGCUCUGUGCACAUAUCAAUCUUCAAACCGCUUAAGCCAGCCAUUUCAGAGACUCUGACUGCAUAGGAUUUAACUCGUUUUCUUGCAUUUUUGGGACCUUCACAUUUUUUAUGUGAGCUUAACAUAAAUAGGAUUGAUGGGACCCAGGUGGUGCUGUGGGUUAAACCGCUGAGCCUAGGGCUUGCUGAUCAGAAGGUCAGCGGUUCGAAUCCCUGUGACGGGGUGAGCUCCCGUUGCUCGGUCCCAGCUUCUGCCAACCUAGCAGUUCGAAAGCACGUCAAAAUGCAAGUACAGUAGAUAAAUAGGAACUGCUACAGUGGGAAGGUAAACGGCGUUUCCGUGUGCUGCUCUGGUUCACCAGAAGCAGCUUUGCAUGCUGGCCACAUGACCUGGAAGCUGUACACCGGCUCCUUCGGCCAUUAACGCGAGAUGAGCGUGCAACCCCAGAGUCGGUCACGACUGGACCUAAUGGUCAGGGGUCCCUUUACCUUUACCCUUUAGGCUCACUUUCAUUUCUAGUACUGACUCUGAAGACUGCAGUUGUGAAUCAGUUGUUCGAAACUUUUAAGAACAGGCAUCUUCCCAACCACAGCCUUGUGCUGGCUUAGUAAACUUCAAACAUCAAAGGGCCUUCAUAAUUUGCUUGGGGCAAGAACAGCAAGGAGGGGGAAAAGAGGCAGAAGGUUCUUGUUUCAGACAUCAGACAAUAGCAUGAAGAUAACAAAGGGCCAAAUACAGAAUGACCUUGACAGCUCCAGACACAUUAUCUAAGGCAAUGUCCUAUGUUCCUUGAUAGAACAAGUUCACUUGAUUUUACUAACUGCACAAUCCUGUGCAUUUUAAUGGUAUUUACUAUUACAUUUGUAUCCCAUCUUUUCUCAUAAGUCCCUCACACAGCAAACCUGUGAGGUAGGUUAGACUGAGAAACAGUGACUGACCCAACUUCACCCAGCUGAGUGAGGAUUUGAACCCUGGUCUCCCAGGACCUAGUUUAACACUAACCAUUACAUUACCCUCACUCAGAAGUAAAGUAUCUCUCAUUAAGUGCAAUGAAAAUUACUUCCUAGUUAGUGAGCAGUGCAGCCUAAAAGUGUUUUGAAAUGUGUGGUAUAGGGUUGACAACCUUUUUCAGGCUGUCAUGGAGCAUUUAAAAAACGCUCUUUUUAAAAAUGCAGCAAUUGCAUCCUUUCUCAUCAUAGCAGCUCUUUACUGGGUAAGCUCUACCUUCUAAAUUUCUUCCCGUGUGGCAGGUGUGAAAGGCUGAGCUCCUUCAACUUUAAGCACAACCAUUUGCACCUUUACCUGUAAAUCCCAAUAAUGGGACUUCCUUGGAAGUAAACAUGGAAGCUCAAGAAGAAUAAAAUGUUAAUAAACAGAUCUCUAGGCUGUGUGCUUCUCUGUAAAGUGAAAGCCUCUGGGAAGAACUGGAGUUUAUUUGAUGCAUGAUUGGGUGCCAAAGAAGGGAGAGCCCUCCAGUACACCUUUUAAUCAGCUGCAAGCAGAAAAUGUGUGGGCAAAUCUCAGGCUAGAGUGAGGCAGCUCCAUGGCUUCCUCUGUCGUCCCUUGGCUAAAAGUACUUUCCCCACCCCUCCACCCCACCUGGAUUUUGGAUGGUCUCACCCACUCAUCACGUCACACGCCCUUUCCCGUCCCCUCCAUUUUGACACUCAUUUGUUUUCCUCCUGUUUUUUUUGUUUUUUUUUAACGCUCCCCUGUACCGCCCUCUCGGAAUCCCCUUUUCCAUUGGCUGUUGCGGGCCCCAGGGCGAGGCUGGGCCAAUCAGGAUCGGCCGCUCGUGGCCGUGUUGCUGGGCAGAACAAAAACAAACACCGUGUGGCGCAGCUCCGGGGCCGCCGCCUACGGAGAGUUGAUGCAUGUAAUGGAAUACUCUACCAAGAGGACAGAAAUUAAUCUCACAAGCUAAUAAAUCAACUCUCCGAUCUUCUGGCUUUUGAGAGAUCUAAGGAAACUCUUCUAUCGAAAGGAAAGUGCUUCAGAACACUGCAAACUUCUGAAUGAUUGGCUAAGGUCUGAAACAACAAUAUUAAACAAUUUUUUGCGUUUGGUUCAGUUACUGUCAAACAGCUAUGGAAAUAGGAAAUGAGCAGACAUACAACAUCAACUUAACAGAACUGGAUAGUCUGAGUGAUACUCCAUUUUCCGGUGAUGAAGAAAAUGGUGGAACUGAGGAAAUAAAACCUGAAAUCAAUGGUAACUGGAACGCUGUAACAUCUAUUAAUGAAGCUAAGAUCAAUGCUAGAGCAAAGAGGAGACUGAGAAAAAACUCCUCUAGAGACUCUGGAAGAGGAGAUUCAGUGAGUGACAAUGGGGAAGCACUGAAGAAUGGAGUCACAGUACCAACAAGUCCAAAGGGAAAGCAUCUGGAUAGGCGAUCUCGUUCAGGAAAGGGAAGGGGUCUACCCAAGAAAGGUGGAUCAGGAGGCAAAGGUGUUUGGGGAAAACCUGGGCAAGUGUAUGAUUUGGAGGAAGUAGACAUUAAAGAUCCCAACUAUGAUGAUGCUCAGCAGGAUAACUGUGUCUAUGAAACAGUAGUUCCACCUUUGGAAGGAAGAGCAUUUGAGAAAACGCUAACUCCAAUAAUCCAGGAAUAUUUUGAACAUGGGGAUACUAAUGAAGUUGCGGAGAUGCUGAAAGACCUCAAUCUUGGUGAAAUGAAAUACAGUGUACCAGUGUUGGCUGUAUCAUUGGCACUGGAGGGAAAGGCCAGUCACAGAGAAAUGACAUCUAAACUCCUUGCUGACCUGUGUGGGACAGUAGUUGGCAAACAAGAUGUCGAAAAGUCAUUUGAUAGGCUUCUCAGAGAGAUGCCAGAAUUAGUAUUGGACACCCCCAGAGCACCGCAGUUGGUGGGUCAAUUUAUUGCAAGAGCAGUCGGAGAUGGGAUUCUUUGCAAUAGUUACAUAGAUGGUUACAAAGGCACUGUGGAUUGUGUCCAGGCUCGGGCUGCUCUGGAUCGAGCUACUGUAUUGCUGAGUAUGACCAAAGGUGGAAAACGCAUUGACAAUGUGUGGGGAUCAGGAGGCGGGCAGCAGUCUGUAAAACAUCUUGUUAAAGAGAUUGAUAUGCUGUUGAAAGAAUACCUUCUUUCAGGAGAUGUUUCUGAAGCAGAACGUUGUCUCCAGGAGUUAGAAGUACCACAUUUUCACCAUGAACUUGUAUAUGAAGCAGUUGUGAUGGUUUUGGAAUCAACUGGAGAAACAAACUUUCAAAUGAUGCUUAAUUUGUUGAAAUCCCUCUGGAGGUCUGCUGUCAUUACUAUGGACCAAAUGAAAAGAGGCUAUGAACGGGUUUACCGUGAAAUCCCGGACAUUAAUCUUGAUGUGCCACAUUCAUACUCUGUGCUUGAACGGUUUGUAGAGGAAUGCUUUAGAGCAGGAAUAAUUUCCAAGCCAAUGAGAGACCUCUGUCCUUCCAGGUACAUACUUAAGAAUCACUGUGUCAGAGAGGUAGCUGAGCAGCAAAUUAAGUCCAAGGGGUGUAAACCUGGCUAGUUUGUCAACAGAAUUUAAUCAAGUCAGAUUGGCAACUUAUUUUUUUUCUUCUUGCAUGGUAGUACAGGCUGUUUUAGGACUGCUGCUGGCUAAAGUGGGUGGAAUAGCUUGGAAUCUCUGAUCCAAACUUCUAUUCUAAAUCCAAGUGUGUGGUUUGAAGGCCCAAGAGGCCAAUCACCUUGUUGAAGUGAAUUAGGUCUGGUUCUAGUCAGUGCCUGAAUGGGUGACCACCUGGGAACUACGUGUUUCCCACCUUGGGUUCUACAACUGAAGAAAGACAGCAAAUAAAUAUGAGAGUAAGACUGUAUGGAUAUUUCACUUGUGUUCAUGUUGCUACAUUGUGCUUUCUCAGAUAUUGCCAAUCUUCUUCUGUGCUGUAGCUGCUUUUCUUUCCACUUCUGCUAGGAUGAUUGGGGGUCAGAGGAAACUGGUUAUUAAAUCACUUUAAUUUUCAUAACUUAUUAUAACCCUGUUGAAGAAUUCUUAGAUUCCUGCAGAAUAAAUGAUUUUGAAGCAUAACCCUCGCCAAAACUAGGAUAUUAACUAAGCCGAUUCUGGAAUCUCAAUCUAUUCUUAAAUGUCAGAGUAGGGUUCUCCUUUGUAGAUUCCUGGCUUUCCUCCCCUGCCCCCAUCAGAUUUCGAACCCAACAAGCAGCUCAUAUGCUGCUAAUAGAACAGAGCAAACACAAGUGUCUAUAAUUUGCAUACAUAUAACUAACCACACUGCUUUGAGGGCGAUUUACAAUUUCUUUGAUUGCAAAUUAACUUUCUGCCCUCCUCUUCAUAUGGCCAAGUUUAAGGGAUAUACUGAAAGCUUAUUGUAUAUUUAAUUUUAGGGGAAGGAAGCGCUUUGUAAGUGAAGGAGAUGGAGGCCGCCUGAAAGCUGAAAGCUACUGAAUGAACAAACUCUUGCAGCUGUAGAUGUUUAAGGGAAUAUAUAUAUAUAUAUAUAUUCUAUAGUAAGAGUUGUUUAGCACAGUUCAUUUAUUUUUUAAGAGAUGCACUUGUUUUGGGGAACAAAUACCCUCUGACGGUUUUAUAAACUUUUGUUCACAAGGGAAAUUCUUCAGUUUUCUUUUCUCUGGAUCUAUAGUUGGGACAGAACAAGUAACAACCUUUCUGUGGAAGUUUGAUAAAAUAAGCUAUUUUGGAAGUGCCAUAUGUUUGAUCUAAUCAUUCCAUGUUCUGCAUUGAUGCCUGCCUACCACUCCUUUGCUUUAAGGACAGUGCUUUUAUAGUGAAAUCACUGGUUUAUACAAAGCUUUAUAGAAUGGUUUGUUAAGCUGCUGGAACCCUAUUUUGGCUGCUGCUGGGAGAAAAAAGUUUUUUUCUUUGUUUUAAAGAAUCUAAGAAUUUAGUUUGAUCAUAAGAUGUAUUCAUCUUUUUCCAGGGGAACAAUUGAUUUGCUCUUAAAUUAAUUCAGCAAAUGGUGGCUGGAACAUCUAUUUUUUCUACAAUACUGGAAAAACGAACAGUUCUGAUAGAAUGUAUUGCAAAAUAAACUUUUGUGAAGCAGA